Messenger RNA from Talaromyces stipitatus ATCC 10500, 1527 nucleotides. RefSeq names its product bZIP transcription factor HacA. The coding region runs from base 244 to 1527 and encodes 427 amino acids. Gene Ontology annotation, biological process: positive regulation of transcription by RNA polymerase II. Gene Ontology annotation, molecular function: DNA-binding transcription factor activity, RNA polymerase II-specific. NCBI's taxonomy places the organism in Eukaryota, Fungi, Ascomycota, Eurotiomycetes, Eurotiales, Trichocomaceae. The transcript is spliced from 2 exons. The record is from RefSeq and is a predicted model, not a curated record.
CUCCUCGACCAGGCUUGUCCUCGCCCACUUAUACUCCUGACACAAAACAGACACCUGGCCUCUUCCACUUCUUGUCACUGGAGUGCACACUCUGGAUCUUCGCUUGGAUGAACAGGACACCGUGACCUUUGUCCAUCAACUCGCCCUCGACGGGAACUCUCCAGUGAUUUCUAUGAUUGCCACAUCCUUUGACAGGCUUUGUUACUACACAACACGAUUCUAUCAAACACUACACGAAUAAAAAUGGAAAACUUGAUGUCCCCGAUGGAAAUGCUUCGGGACACCACUCCCAUGGAUGUCCCCCAACUCACCAUCUCACCGGCAGACACAUCGUUAGAUGCAUCGCCGCCGGCCGAGGUCAAGGUGGAAGAAACCAAGACGGAAGAGAAGAAGCCUGUCAAGAAGCGAAAGUCAUGGGGCCAGGAACUUCCCACCCCAAAGACCAACCUUCCCCCUCGGAAAAGGGCAAAGACUGAAGACGAAAAAGAACAACGCCGUAUUGAGCGUGUCCUCCGAAACAGAGCAGCAGCACAAACAUCCCGAGAACGGAAACGUCUCGAGGUGGAGAAAUUAGAAGGCGAGAAACAACGAAUGGAACAACAAAAUCAGUUCUUGUUGCAGCGACUCGCGCAGAUGGAGGCGGAGAACAACCGCCUGAAUCGCCAAGUCGCGCAACUAUCAGCUGAGAUCCGUGGUUCUCGCGGCACGACUCCCAUGACCACUAUCGAUACCGCCUCUCCCACACUUACUCCUACCUUGUUCAAACAAGAGGGAGAAGACUUCACCAUGGACAAGAUUCCAUUCCCUACUCCAUCAAUAUCCGACUACUCCCCAAGCCUCAAGCUAGAAGAUCUGGCUGAAUCCUCCGACAUGACACAACAUCCUGCAGCGGUGUUGUGCGACCUGCAGUGUCAGUCGAAGGAAUCGAAGGAUCUUCCGCUGCCAACCCACUCUUCGUUGAAAGCAUUUCAAAUGGUGCUACUACAGCUCCUCUUUCUGACGAUGACUUCCGCCGCCUAUUCAACAGUGAUUCUCCCUCUGAGUCAGAUUCUGAACUCCAUGAAAGCGGGCUCCCCUUUGACCUUUUCGACGGAGGAGACGUAUCGGCAUUUGCCUUUGAUUCAUUGGUUGAUUUCGACCCCGACCCUGUCGUCGUCGUCGACGAGGUCCUCGACUCCUCGAUCGGUUUUUCGAAUGAGAGUGCUCACCAGACUUCUGGCGUGCAGCCCAGCCUUGGCGCGUCCACUUCGCGAUGCGACGGGCAAAGCAUUGCAGCUAGCGGUUGAAGCAGCAACUCUUCGUCAAACCCGGUCGGAGGUUGGUGAUGUUGUUGAGACGACCACACCCAGUUGGGAAUCGUUACUAACCAUGGCAUGGGCCAUUGAUUCGAUUCGUUUGGGCCGUUAUAAAGUCACCAGAGCGGGGCGAGACAAGAGGGUGCUUAAAUCGCAGCACAAAAUAAUGAAACGAACCAGCAUGCGGAGUUUUCGGAGUUAUGGGAAAUGGGCUAGUUCUGAAGCCAGUUAG